This is a messenger RNA of Jaminaea rosea, 6125 nucleotides long. RefSeq lists its product as hypothetical. The transcript has a single exon. Bases 73 to 5904 code for a protein of 1943 amino acids. The record is from RefSeq and is a predicted model, not a curated record. NCBI's taxonomy places the organism in Eukaryota, Fungi, Basidiomycota, Exobasidiomycetes, Microstromatales.
CACUACGCCGCCGACGACAUCACCACUACCACAGCUCAGAGCAUACGACAAAGCUCAGCAGCUCAUCUCAGUAUGGAGGUGGCCUCCCAGCCAUCGACCUCUUCACCCGCGACUGGCAGUCGACCAGGCGCAGACCCUCUGUAUCCUCAUGCUGACCUCCUCGUGCCAUCAGCCUCGUCAUCUCGCCCUUCGUCCUCCCCUUCCCUUGCCCACCCCUUGUGGGCCAACUCAGUCAACUCCUCGGCACUCCAUUUUGGUUCGAUUGCACCGUCCUCGCCUAGUCGAUCACCCCCUACGGCGCAUGAGCAAGCAAUUGCCAUGCAAGUGGCCUCCCUCCACCGAGCGGCAGAGGUGGCGAGGUGGGAUUGGUCCAAGGAUCAUCAAGUUGACAUCACAGCCACGCGUGCUCCAUCUGGCGCAACACAGUCUUCAUCAUCCCACACGCCCCUCGCUCGCAACCUCGACGCAACGUCUCGAUCAACAGGCGUAGGCAUGAUCGACCUUUCCGACUCGGGUAGCGAGACGCUCAGCGGUGGUGAAAGCACAACGACUUCCUCUAGUUCGGGCGGUCCAGGAGGCGAAGAAUACGACGCAGAUGCUAUUGAGCGAGCGUUUGUCGCCCAAAUGGAGGGGCGGCUUCACCCUUCUUGGCGAUCCCCGCCUCGUGCAAUCGCACGCCGAGGCACAGAGGAGCGCUCCUCGUCGUCCUCGUACUAUCCUCAACCGCAACCCUCUCGCCCUCGCAAUGCUGUUACGACUGGCAACGUUGACGUGGAUAUGGAGACGUGGAAUCGGAUGUGCUUCGAUCUGGGCUGUGCAGCCGGCGUCGUGGAUGAUGGCGAGCAACUGAACGUGGGAUCCUCCUCGGCGCAUCAUGCUCCCCCUCCGCCGUUCCUCUUUGGGUACACGCCUGGCUCGCGCUUGCUCCCUCAUCCUUGGUGGGCACGACGCUAUUCGGGUCCAGCUGGGGCUUGGUUGCGUGGCGAGCUUCUGAGGAGGGGAAGGGACACAUCGACGUCCGCCUCGGCGGGAGCAGCGGCGCCACCCACAACGAGCAACAUGACACCUGCCUCAGCCGUAGCCAACGAGUGGAGGCGCUCCAUUGCAGCCGCAAGCGACAGCGCACCAACGCAGCGCGAGCGAGAGGCAUCGACAGAUGCGGUUCCCAUGCUCUCCUUUCCCUCGCUUGACCCCAGUACCAGGGAGGGUACCGCCAGCACCGGGAUCACGGUCGAUACACCCGGGCUGAACGCUGUCGGACGGAGAAGAGUCGAGAUGGCGAGGCUCAUGAGGCAGCAGUAUGGGACGCCAUCGACCGCUACGGCCACUCCACCACCCGCGACGGUGUCAGCCGAUGCCAACACGAGUCUCGCAGUGCCGUCCCGCACGCCCGCUUCAGCGAUUAUGACCAGCCUGUCGGAUCCUUGGCGUGCGACUCCCGUGCGCUCAAGUCCGUCGAAUGUAACGUCUACCAACCAAUUGCUGGCCACCUCUUCCACCCCCUCUUCCUCUUCGCCGCCACGUAGCACGAACAGCAACGUCACCACGGGUGUCAACGGCCCCAUCGAUCGAUCUGCAACGCGCGGAGUCCUCGAGCUCUCCAACGCUGCGAGGCAACAAGCCCUCAAUGAUCCUGAUGUCGGUCGGGCAAGGCAACGCGUGCAAGAGGUACUUGCGCAGACGCAAGCUGCGGCUCAAGGAGAGGAGCAAAGGAGGGCAACUCUGACGGGUCAGGCUGCCAUUGGAUCAGGCAGGCCUGCAGGUACUACAUCAGCAGCCUCGCCCAACGAGCCCCUGCCAGAGAGCGCCUUCCAAAUUCCAGCUACGGGCGAGGCCCAGAGGAGGGAGGCGACAGAUGCCGUUGCCAGGAUGGCGGCUGCGCGGCGGGAGUCGCGGACUGCAGCUGCAACUCUGGAAUCAGGGUCAGCCAGCAAUGCAGCGUCAGAUGUGACACGACAGCGACGUACCGAGGAGCAACGUCAGCAAGAUCGUCAGCAGAGGCAGGCUCGACGUGAAGGGCAUGGAAUGAGCUACUUGCGACAUCUGAGGAGCUUGGAUGGCAUCGAUGGCCCACCUGCUGCCGCGGCAGCUGCCUCAACGUCGGCUCCUUCGGGGAGCAAUGCCUCUUCUUCCUCUCCACCGAGAUCGUAUCACAUCUUCCCCUGGUACACACCUCCUGCUCUUGACCUCGCAGACACCCAGGAAGCUAGACCCUCUUCCUCCUCUCACGUCUCGAACAUUACCACUCUGGACCCUCUCAUUCCUCUCGGCGACCCAAACGGCGACGCGGUUGGGUCAGACUGGUAUCGCGGCGUACGUGCACGCCAAGAGAGUGCUCAGGAAGCUCAUGCGGCCCGACGUGCUCUUGACGAUCCUAAUGGGGAGCUGCUGUUCGAGGCGGACAACGAGAGUGAUCCAGCAGCAGCGGGCAUCACAACAGCGCAAGCGGAGCUGCACAACGAUCCUAUCCCGCCAUGGCGUUUUCGCUCUACAAGAGCUCGCGCGAGAGCGAGGGAGAGGGAGGAUGAUGGUGCUGAAGAGGGCGAGGAGGGGAGACAGGGAGCGGCACGACGUCAGCGCAAUCGCACUGCGCUGGUCGUUGCCACGGAGGAUGUUGAGGCUGCAGGGGCGGAGGAGGAGAUGGAUGCGGAUGAGGGGUAUGUGCGCGGCUUGGACUUUGAGGAGAGGGCUACGCGCCGUCUUCGCCUUGCGUCGGGCGGGGCAAGUGGUAGGAACGACCACCAAGAUCCCUCGGCUACGACUCGAGGGACAGCUGCCGGCAUUGGAGGGGGCUGGACGCUCGUCAAUCCUGCGGCGACGGCGAUCAGCCCCAUUGCGUCGCCGCUGCAGCAGCCGCAGCCUCAAGAUCAGGAGCAGCACUCCUCUCGUCCCUCAAGUCCAAUGCGGGAAACCAGCGACGAAGGCGCUCCCGGCGUGACCAUGUGGCUUCGAGGCCCAGGUUCCAGCAGUCCUGUGCAAAUGAAUGCCGCAACUUCUACGCCGUCCACAUCGGCUGCUGCGGCUCCAGUCUCGCCUCCAACUUCGAUCCGCAGCUUGCGUCGCCCUCGCAGGCUGCGCAGCCUGGCCAGCGAGGAUAUCAGCAAUGCUUCUCUGGCUGCGUCUUCUGCUUCGCUUCCCAUGAUGACGACCAGCAGGACAUCGACAACCCCUGUGCGCAGAGCUGAACACCACGGGCGCAGCACGACUGGAUCAGGGAGUGGUACUGGUGUCGGCGAGGAGAUCAGGAGCAUGUCAAUCGAUCAGCUUCGCGAGAGGGAAGAGAGGGCUUAUCGAUCCGCGCUCGGGGAGGCCACAACCGCGACCACUCCUGCCCCAAACCCUGCGCAUUCUCCUCCAGCCUCAACCGAUCCAGCUGCGUCCUCUUCAAGUACCUCAAUCUCUUCUCCUUGGCUCACCAGAAUAUCUCAGAACAUCGAAGCGGAGCUCUCUGCGCGCCAGGCAGAGCUGCGUGCCUCUCAGCAGCGUCUUGGAGAGGAGCUAGCCCGACGCAGGCGCCACCUCGACGAGCUGAGGCAGAGGGAGGGAAGGAUCGGGAGGGUGCUAGAGAGUACUGAGUCAGCGUUGAGGGGCUCGCAGGCACGCACGACUGGUGACAGCGGGCAGAACAGUAUGGCAGCUGGCUCCUCGCUUGUGCGACGAAGGACGCUGCGAGACCCGGCACCUGCGGGAUUGAGGGCGCCAAGGGCUGUGCGGCUUUCUCAGCCGGCGUCUGAUCCACCCACGACGAGCACUUCUUCGUCUUCUGGCCACCUGCGUCGUGCCACUUCUUCCGGAACGCUUGGAGAGGACAAGGAUUCGGAGGAGAGACAGGCCGUAAGCAGCUCCAGCGCUGCGCCGUCGUCCUCGCUCCCUCGAGCGGUCGACGAUCUUGCCCUCACCUCUCGCUCGAGCAGCGGCAGCGGCAGCGCUGGCACAUCUAGCAGCUUACCAGGUCAUGCCUCCACAUACUUCUUCGCCUCGCCAUCAUCAUCCACCUCACCCAGUCUCAUCACCCCUCAUGACCAAAGCCAGCUUGACCCCCUUGCGACCCGGGUGCUACGCUCCCUCGAUACUCUAGGGCAACGAGCAGGUCACUAUCAAGAGGCCGCCCUCCAAGCGCAUAGGCAGCGUCUCCUUACUUGGGCACCACAGCAGCCCGAGCUACCCACGUCAAACGUUUCCGCCUCUUCACCUUCGGAGACGCAGGCCUAUGCCCUGCGAUUUGAGGUCAGCCGGCGCGAGCCUCAGCCUAGUGGAGCGAGGGCGGUGCUCAGGCACGAUCAGAACGGAUUGCGCUUCACCGCGCAGGAGGGGUUGGAUGUGGUAUUGAGGUUCCUGGCGGCUUUGCCUGGCACAACUUCGGUGACGAGUACUGCGACAGCCUACCCUAGGACGCGGCUCGAGGAGGAUCGAGCCUGGAGUGCAGGACGAUCACGCCUUCUUCGCAGCACUGCCGCUGGUGGUGCAGUAGACGCGCACGAGGCUCACAACGAGCGUCGGCGAGCUCUUGGCAUGGCUCCCAGAGAGCGUCGAGAAGCCUCCACCACGACAGCAGGCACGGCCUCCGCCGCCCUUAUGUCAACCACAGCCCUCAACUCUGGCGGGCCCUCCGGUCGCUCCCCCUGGCCACAAAUCCUAGCACGUCGCCCGGAUCUCACGCCGCGAGAGGUGGCUGUGCUUUCACGCUUCACCGCGACUGGCGGGACAAGCAGCGACGACUCGCAGAGUGCACCGAUCCAACAGCCGUUCACACGGACCUCAUCGCUCUCAGCGCUUAGGUCGUUGAGUAGCGAUGACAUUGAUGUGCUGAGGGGGCUCGUGUUGAGGACCACGCAGGGACCGGGUGGAUUCGCAGCUAGCGCAAGCACGGCGGCUACGAUGGGUGGUGCUAGCGAGGGUGCUGCACAUUUAGAUGAGGCAGAGCAGGAUGACGCAACGCCUUCGAUUACUCCGGCGGCGCUGCCAGGUCCCGCCCUGCCUUCGCUGUUCCCCUCUCAAGCCAUACCGCUCAGCUCGGAGGACCUGGCAGCGAUCAAUGCCAUCUCAGCGGAGCUCUCCCUGUCCUCCACCAUUGCCGAGGACGACCAUCUCUUCACUCGCCUUGCAAGCAUGCCUAGUGCCCUCGCUCUCAUCCAGCGACGAGCGGACGCUAUUCGUGCGGGGCAGCAGGGCCACAAUGCAGGGACCAGUGACCCGCUCGGUCCGCUCUUCACUCUGUCGUCUCUCUCGGUCACCGUGACGCGCAAGCCGCCUCUCAGCGAGGAGGGCAGAGCGCAGCAAUUACCGACGUCGAUUCAAGCGCUCGUCUUUGUCAGCGACUCGCCGAUCGAGAAGGCUGCUCUACGCGAGUGGGAGGGCAAGUCGGCGACAGACGUGCAGAGCAUCGUUGCAGCUGCCGUCGGCGAUGGAGGAGCAGUUGGUCCUGGACUUGCUCUCAGGCAAGAGCGCGAUGAGGAGCCGCACUGGGACGAGGAAGCCGACCUAGGUGAUCCUUAUGCGAUGGAUCGACGCGAAGCAGUCGUAGCAGCACAGAGACAGCGUGCCGCUGCCGCUACCACGUCCACGACAUCGCCUGUCGCAACUCCUUCUCUGCUCCCUCGUGGAAUGCUCACCUUCCACUUCCCCUCUAUCAUCUCCCCGUCAACCCCCUCUCCCGGCGACAUAUCCUUACUCCCCACCACCCUCCCACAGACACUCAACUUCGCGCGCGACUCCUCCUCCUCCUCAGCCCUGCCCAUCGGUCGCUACCUCUCUGUCAAGCUCCUCCCGACCACGCCGGACGCGCAGAUGAAUGAGAAGGACGAGGCAACGGAGGGCGCGCAGCUGGAGCUGUCCUACGUGGGGGCGAAGGGAUGGCCGACGGCGGGGAGGAGCAGUACGGCCGUGGGAAUGAGGGAUGCCUGAUGACGACCGCCACGACGACCGCCACGACGACCGCCACGACGACCGGUACGACGAAUAUGCUUUCUUAUUGUUCGAUGACUUCAGACUCCAUCCACUCAUACCUCGCUAUGCUUCUUCAUCAAUGACGACAAUCUAUCACGGCCUACGUCGUGCUGCGCGAGUGAGCAAAUGAGCGAGCGUGCCUUGGCCACGACGGGAUGGCUAUAGGCCGCUCCUCAGUC